AUGAUUUCAGCACCGAACAGCUGGCGGAGGAAGACGUCCGACAACGACCAUCUCAACCUGCCAGAUUACGAAUCAAACCCAAUCUCCCAUUAUUUUGGAGGCUCUUGUUCCUGGUAUCGGCUGCCAAUCCAUGUUGUCGAUGCAAUCAUACUGGGGUAUUGGCGAAGCGCAUACAACUUUUGGGAGAUGAGCAAUAACACAGGACGAGUACGCCCUUCCCAAGCCGUUGCCUCCAAGUCUGGACCAACACCCUUCUCAGCUAGGCAGCCAACCCUUGCCGUACCAUCCUCUAAAUCUCCUUCCGCUUCUCGUUCACCUUCACAGGCUCGCCAAUUGGGCAAGUCCAUUGCAUCAGCCAGUCAAACCAAUGGAUCCAACGAUAAAGCUACAGCGGCUCUGAUCCGCCGCGUUCUCUGCCCUCAGUCUGGUAGCCAUGGGUCAGAACAGCGCGAGCGGGGAACCCCUCGACCACUAGAAGAGUUGCUUCCUCCCCUUACGAGUUCGAACGAAGUGGAUCUACAGCUUUAUGCUCUUAUUGCAAUCAUAAUUAAAGAAUUCGUUUAUGCCUGGUACUCAAAAAUUACCCCAGACCACACGUUUACCGAUGAAGUUAUACAAAUUAUCGCCCACUGCACUCGUGCGCUCGAGCAAAGGCUCCGGCAAGUAGAUGUGGAUGCUUUGGUCUUGGAUGAGAUUCCUGCGCUGAUUGAAGCACAUAUUGUUGCGUACCGCACCGCCCGCCAAAGCCCACAUUUAAACCGCUCUACGUCCUAUCUUCAUACAGUCUACCAUACUUUGAACCCACAUCCAGCGCUUUCCCCUGUCCCUGAGGUCUCCGACGGUGUGACGAUCGCGGAGCAACAGAAACGAGAGACGGCGUACCGCCAAUUACUUGCCCAGGGUGUUUUGGCUGUGCUUCUCCCAACCGAGGAUUUGGAGAAUGUUUACUUGAGGACAUUGGUUGGUGAUAUUUUGGCGGAUAUGAUCUUGGGCGAGCUUGUCGGUGAUAAAGCGAGCGAGGGUCCAUUUAUCUGGGAGAUUCUCACACGGCUCAUCACCGUGAUAAAACAAGACGGCCAUAAAGACGAGGAGGCGGAGCACGGUCAAAAAAGCCGACUGGAGAGGUUUGGAUUGUUUGUCCCCAGAGAGGACUCUGGCCGCAGCGAUUCGUCUGGUGCAAACCAAUCAAAUUUAUCAAUGCUGCUGUGGAGAAUACUGCAAUAUUGCUAUCUGACAUUUAUGACUAUUCGAUUUGUAUUGGUUGGACUUUUUCGAGUAGCGUCACCGUCGCUUCCCGUGUCUUCACAUAGACUACCAUCUACCUUUUCAUCAACUCCCGCCAAUCCUACGUGUGAACCUCAACCCUGGUCUCGCAAUGGUAGCCCCCGUCGACCCGUUCUCAAAUAUAGAAUGUUUGGCAUGGUUUCGCAAUUACUCGAUGUGCCUGGACGAAUGCCAUGGCUCGGCGGCGUCCUUGCUCUCGUCCAGCAUGCGAUGGUCGAAGGGCCAGGAAAGUUUGGAGAUACGGGACAGAUAGUUGACAGGUUCCUGCACGAGACAAUCCAGAAGCGUCUAUUUACCCCCACAUUACUUCCCGUUCUCCUACUCGCGAUUCGAACAACUCUAUUUCCCUUCAAUACUAAACCCAGUCAGAAUGCCAACAUUUCUACUCUUAGCUCCUCAACAGGCUCCAUGGUGCCUCAGGCUGAAGUGGGGAUUAACAGUGACUCGGUUGGUAAUAAUGGUAGGAUGGGAUGGACUUUCUCGCUUACACCUUCACAACCCUCAGCACAAUUGCCCGUAACUCUCCAAACCUGGUCGGAAUCGCAAGCCUUGUCGAAGACUCAAGAAAAUAUGAUCAAAAGAGCAUGCGCUGCUAGCAUACUGUCGCUAAUCCCGCGUAGAGUGGCAUUGACGGUAUUCUGUAUUCCAACCCUCCAUGCGAAGAAUCCGGGAAAUAAAACCUUAAAUUUAGAAUCUCCAAAAAUCACCAGUCCAACUAUCCACAGCGGGAGCAGGGAACCAAAAGCCGUUACCGGUUAUGAGGCCCAGCAGAGUUCAUCGAGCAGCCAGAGGUAUACAGCUCCUAAUCCGCGCGAGUCGGGUGCCAAUUUUCCUGCAUCUCAACCCACUUCUUCUCCUACAAUAACAAACAUUCAAUCUACGGUUACGAAUAGAAAGAGUAAGAAUAGCGCCGGUGCCGCCCCUAUACAAACAACAGUGUUGCCUUCAUCUGGAUAUGAAGCAAAUGCCGGGGCCGAUGAUGAGGAUGACAACGAAGAAACCAACGAACAAGAAGCCCUCCUCUUAGCCAUUGAACAUGAUUUCUUGGACAUAUUUGCAGAUAAAUAUUGUAACAAACACCUCAUGUACUCCAUCGUCGAGACGGUCCUCGUUAAGCUCCUACCUGAAAUCUCCGAGCAUGGCAUCGCCGAAUUAAUGGCUGAACGAGGCGUCUAA
This is a messenger RNA of Blastomyces dermatitidis ER-3, 2460 nucleotides long. RefSeq lists its product as uncharacterized. The coding region runs from base 1 to 2460 and encodes 819 amino acids. Gene Ontology annotation, molecular function: phosphatidylinositol binding. Lineage: Eukaryota; Fungi; Ascomycota; Eurotiomycetes; Onygenales; Ajellomycetaceae. Gene Ontology annotation, biological process: protein targeting to lysosome; endosome to lysosome transport; early endosome to late endosome transport. The record is from RefSeq and is a predicted model, not a curated record. The transcript is spliced from 3 exons. Gene Ontology annotation, cellular component: extrinsic component of endosome membrane; late endosome; early endosome.